This is a messenger RNA of Acyrthosiphon pisum (pea aphid), 534 nucleotides long. Its product is annotated as KRAB-A domain-containing protein 2-like. The record is from RefSeq and is a predicted model, not a curated record. NCBI's taxonomy places the organism in Eukaryota, Metazoa, Arthropoda, Insecta, Hemiptera, Aphididae. The annotation marks the transcript as partial. The transcript has a single exon.
AUGGAUUUAAAUGAAAUGCACAUAAAAUUUGAUAAUGCAAUUCUAUUAUUAAUUGAAUCGAAACGUAACGACAACAAUUUUUUUUUGAAUAAUGAAGAAUAUUGUGAACGAAUCAAAGAAAUAAAAAAAUCUAAAAUUACACUAUCUACGGCUGGAGUAAAAAAAUGUACGAAAGACUAUAGGAAUGUUCGUAAGUACGAUAUUCUUAUUAUCAACGGUAAAGAUCGUCUUAUUAAGACUAUAACCAAUGCGUCAGAGGGUGUGCGUUAUUAUGUGAAAAAUGAAGAGUUGUUUGAUAUAAUUCAUUCUACACAUACAGCAAUCGGUCACGGAGGCCGAGACCGAAUGAUGGCUGAACUUAAAUUAAAAUACGCGAAUGUGACAAAGGAAACAAUAAUGGUUUAUUUAAGUCUAUGUUCUGAUUGCCAUAAAAAAUCUUCAAAUCCAAAAAGAGGGCUUGUAUCAAAACCUAUUUUACAUUCGGCAUACAACUCACGUGCUCAACUGGAUUUAAUAGAUAUGCAAUCACAGAGC